Messenger RNA from Toxorhynchites rutilus septentrionalis, 2556 nucleotides. RefSeq lists its product as uncharacterized. The transcript is spliced from 5 exons. The record is from RefSeq and is a predicted model, not a curated record. Gene Ontology annotation, molecular function: chitin binding. Gene Ontology annotation, cellular component: extracellular region. Bases 506 to 2476 code for a protein of 656 amino acids. NCBI's taxonomy places the organism in Eukaryota, Metazoa, Arthropoda, Insecta, Diptera, Culicidae.
AGCCAGUAGUGAUGCUGCGUGAGUUUAAAAUUAAAUUCCCGAUUUGGGGAAAAUGCAAAUAUGCAUAAAGUUCAACCGACGCUAGGGAUGUGCGAUGUGUUGGGAAUGUGUAAGCAUGGAACAGGAAUAAAUGUGUUAUUUGAGGAAUAGAAACACUGAAUGGUUAGAACCGGUGAGAUAACAAUUGCGGGAAGCAACAUAUCACAGAGUCGAGCCUUCUUCAGAAACAAAAUCUGAACUUCUGAACACAGCUGACCGGAUGAUUUCAUUCACAGAAGAUAUUGAAUGAUAAAUAUGGAUUAUUGAGUGAUCUGUGCAAGAUGUGCUUUCGUUUGUGUCUUUAGAUAUGUUACAGUGAUCAGGUUUAUCAUCGUAUGUUGAUGAUCGUUACCCAAAAUUUGUAUAUUCGGGUGACAUUGACCGUGGAAAGCGAAACGUACAAACGUCGAGACCUAUCCACACUAUUGAAAAGUUGCAGAACAGUAAAAACUGAAGACGUUGCAUCAUGUAUCGGAAACGUAUUAACUAUAUUGGAUGUUGUAUACUAACAACAAUACUAUCCGUAUUCUGCAUAUCGCAUGCAAAAGAAAUAAGUAACCCCAUAAUGCUGAACCGCGAUUUGAUUCAAAUGUUGGAAAACGGUGGCUCCGAUACGCGCCAACCUUCGCGUAUUUUUCUACCACCAAAAUUUUACUCCCCGAGUGCCUUCGGCGGUGGGCCGCACGAUGGAAUUUCUGAAGAGGAUUUUGGCAAAAAUCUUAAACGUUGGAUGGAGUUAGUUUACGAUGACGGCCUUUUUAACCGUAAACCAUCAACAUCAUCGCCAUCGAGAUUCACGCAGCCACCCACAGCCACCACCUCACAGCCCUCACGACCCAACUCAAUUUCGUAUUCUGAUGGCGAGGUCGGAAAUCGCAAAAAAGGAAGCGAAGUAUUAGAGAAAAAAUCUGCAAUAAAUUUCAAAUCGUCCUUACCGUCGUCGUUAGCACCUUCUGAUUCUGCUCGGGCGCCAUUCGCGUCAAUCGCAGCAGAUCAGACUGCGAGUGAGAGACACAACCCCAGCAAACGUACGGAUGGAUCUACAAUAUCCUACAACCUUCGCUCGGCACUGCCUGGAGAGCCAGAUGUUGACUAUCCGAUUCUCGGGCGGAUUCCAGAAACCGGCUUCAAGUGCCACCAAAGGCAGGAUGGAUAUUAUGCUGACGAGAAGACACGCUGUCAGGUAUUCCGAGUAUGUGCCAAUACAGAUGACACUGGAAGCGGUUUCGCCUUUCUUUGCCCUAAUGGAACAUUGUUCAACCAAAAAUACUUGGUCUGUGAUUGGUAUACGAAUGUUCGCUGCGAGGAGACUGCGAACUAUUACAAAAUCAAUGAGAGGAUAGGUAAAACAGUCUCCAGCUUCAGUAAAAUGAUGAUGACGGUAAUGUCAAUGGUUAGUUUCCCAAUGAUGUCAACCUUGCUGGCAAAUGGUGGUUUCAGCUUUGGAAAGACAGAGUUCUCAAAUUUCCAAGCUCAUCGGAAGAAUAACGCCAACGCUGAAGAACGGGAAAUGUUACUUCAAUCUGUUGUAACGAAGGACGGGGAUGGAGAACGGAUAAAUGAUUCACCGAGAGAGGAAAAUUACAAUUCUCAUUCAAUGGCUAAUUUGCCAGCUGUGUUCAAAGAACAACCAUUACCGCAGCAAGUGUAUGUAUCCAGCUUAGGAACACUUUCCACCGACCCGCAGUCGGGUUUUGAUCCAGAAAAAUCCACCAUUCUCACACCGCAAACCGAAGAAAACCUGUCGCAGCACAUGUGGAAAGAUGACAGACAUUUCUUAUCGUUGAAUCAGCAUCAUUUUAUCGAAGAGAUCUUCCUGACACCUCCGAUUGGUAGCGCCGAAUACGAACCGUUUUUGACGGAUGUGCUGACCUCGUGGGCUAGAUCCGGUAUAGCAAAGAUACCGACCCCUGCGGUACAAGUUGUGCAACCAAUACUACCUCCGUCAGGCGUCCUUCCGUCGUCACCGGUAUCGUUCCACAGUCGGAGACCUCCUAACGCUGCGCGGACUUCUCAAAUUGUGGAGGUGCCGUCAUCUCCAUUCAACCCAAAUCCUGCAACUGUACAGGAUGUCUACCGCGUGGAUAAGGCUUUCGUCACAUCGCAAACCUAUUAUCCGUUCAAUUAUUCCCCACCCACCGAGAUUGACUACCCUAGCUUGCAACCAAUCACUUCCCGAGCUGUUCAGCAACAUAAAAAAGAUGCUUUGCCUUAUAACGGUCAGGAGUAUGACGAUGUACUUCCUACUUAUAGCUAUCAUCUGAAUGAAGGUCAUGAUCGACAAUUAUACAGGAAUGGGCUAGAGAUCGCCUCGCUAGGGUUAACGGAAACAGAAAGUAUUCAAGCUCAGGUUGCACAUAUCGGUUACUACGAAGGACCGUCAUCGCACGACGAUGGUUUGUUUUAUUUUGCCAGCUUUGCAGAUGGCUUUAAAUAGCUUGGCAGAUUUUUGAAGAAGGUAUUCUUCCUUUGUAGUUGGUAUCUAACAACAGUAUGGAAUAGUCUAUAUUAUGUGAU